This is a messenger RNA of Cygnus atratus (black swan), 1395 nucleotides long. RefSeq names its product ribosomal RNA processing 7 homolog A (gene RRP7A). Gene Ontology annotation, cellular component: CURI complex; UTP-C complex. The record is from RefSeq and is a predicted model, not a curated record. The transcript is spliced from 7 exons. NCBI's taxonomy places the organism in Eukaryota, Metazoa, Chordata, Aves, Anseriformes, Anatidae. The coding region runs from base 167 to 994 and encodes 275 amino acids. Gene Ontology annotation, biological process: rRNA processing; ribosomal small subunit assembly. Gene Ontology annotation, molecular function: nucleic acid binding.
UUGGCUUUACCUCAAGGAAGUCUCGAGGCGAGCUGUCCCCGGCUUGCCCCGUGUGAGCGCAGCCCGGCCCCUCCUCAGGGCCGGGCCCCGCCGCCAUUAGGAGCGGCGCGGGGGGAACUACAGCUCCCGGCAGCCCUCGCUGCCCGCCGCUUCCCGCCGCGCUAAGAUGGCGGCCGCCAAGCAGCGUGCGGCAGGAGCGGCGCCGCCGGGCUACACGGCCCUGGCGGUGAAGUUCGGGGAGCGGCAGCGCUCGCCCCACUGCCUGCUGGUGAAGGAGCACCGCGUGCGGGAAGGGCCCGGCGACGCGCACCCGCCCGGCCGCACCCUCUUCGUCCUCAACGUGCCCCCGUACUGCGGCCCGGAGUCUCUGUCCAGGUUGUUCGCCAGCUGCGGGCCGGUGCAGGGCGUGGACGUCAGGGACAAGCCGGGGCCGGGGGAGAAAACGGAAAAACUCAGCUCCAAGUUCUUCAGCCGCAGGACUGCGACGGGAUUUCGAGUAGCAUACGUGGUGUUCAAGAAACCAGCUAGCAUCCAAGCAGUCAAGGCCCUGGCAGAGGAAGGUCCCUUGCUGAUAUCAACAGACAGUCACCCUGUGAAAACUGGCAUUAGUAAGUGGAUCGCCAGAUACGCAGACUCAGUAGUGGAUCAGGAAGAACUGAAGACUGAGGUGGACACCUUCAUGCAAGACUAUGACAAAAAGAUAGCACAGGAAGAAGCCAAAGCGGCCCAGGAGGAGGGCGUGCCAGAUGAGGAGGGCUGGGUGAAGGUAACACGGAAGGGCCGGAAGCCUGGCCUGCCCCGGACAGAGGCCGCCAACCUGCGGGUGCUGGAGAGGGAGAAGCGGAAAAGGGCCCGCAAAGAGCUGCUCAACUUCUACGCCUGGCAGCAUCGCGAGACCAAGAGAGAGCAUAUUGCCCAGUUGAGGAAGAAAUUUGAAGAGGACAAGCAAAGAAUCGCACUGAUGCGAGCCCAGCGCAAGUUUAGGCCAUACUGAGCCAUGCCGAGCUGUUUCCUCAGAUGCCUGCGCUGAAGAGGGCAGGAGAGAUGCCAACAGACUCCACAUGCCAAAGAGUUUCAAGGAAUUGAGGCAGUUUCAUGCUGUCCCUGCCCCUGGACCUGAAGUGGGAGAUCCCAGCAACCACAGCUGGAGGGGGAGUUGGCUUCGCUCACACCGGCAUCCUUCUGCUCUCCUGGCCACGUCUGCGCUGCCAUCGUCACUAUUUUCCAUGGUGUGGGUCCAGGGGGCUGAGGCAUGUCCAGUGACAACCUGUAUCUCCCUGCCACCCAAGGCCUUCCCGAAACUUGGUGAGAGACAGAAUUGGCCCAGCACAGCCUUUGCAGGGGCAGGGAAUGGCUGAAGCACUGUAAAUAAACUGCUGCUCUGUUCCCAACACA